AUGAUAGACCCUUCUCUCAUUCACCCAGAGCUUACUCGUCCACCUAUGGGCAUUCCUUCCUAUGACAACCACUAUCAACAACACAACCACCACACAUAUCCCGCAUCACCUUCUGCUUCUGUCUCUUCCUCUUCGCCUCAACCUCAGAUGAUGAGGACCAAUAGUUCUUCACCAUUUCUCCAGGCCAGCAACUUCCAAUCCACAUUUCCCAGCAGCCCCUACUGUGCGCCAAUGGACAACCAAACCCACAUUCGCGCCCCAAGUAUCAGUCAAUUCGUCCCACCAACACCAGGCGAGUACAGCAGUGAUGAGUCCAAGGAGAAGCAAAGAUGUACUUGGCCUGAUUGUGGCAAGACCUUCAAGGAUCUCAAGGCUCACAUGCUCACUCACCAGAAUGAGCGCCCCGAGAAGUGUCCGAUUCAGACUUGCGAGUACCACACUAAGGGUUUCGCUCGCAAGUAUGACAAGAACCGCCACACUCUCACACAUUACAAGGGCACAAUGGUCUGCGGGUUUUGCCCAGGCUCUGGAUCGGCUGCGGAGAAGUCCUUUAACCGCGCCGAUGUCUUCAAGCGUCAUCUGACUGCCGUUCACGGUGUUGAGCAGACACCUCCCAACAGCAGGAAGAAGUCUGCCAAUGCCAACGCCAACAAGAAGCUGUCUGGCUAUGCCCCUGACGCUACUGGCAAGUGUAGCACUUGCUCUCAGACCUUCUCCAACGCCCAGGACUUCUACGAGCAUCUUGACGACUGUGUUCUCCGCAUUGUGCAGCAAGAGGACCCUGCCGAGGCCAUCAAUGCCAAGCGUCUCGCUGAGGUCGAGAACGAUAAGGAUGUUCACCAGACUCUUGAGAAGAACAACCUGCCUACCACUACCGAUGUCAUCAUGACAAAGCAUGAGGAUGACGACAGUGGUGAUGAUGAUGAGGAGAGCUCACCCAAGGGUAACUCUUCCCCUUCAAUUAAGAGAAAGGGUAACCCUGUCAACGGUGUCCAGAAGUCCCGAGGCGUUACUCACUCCCGUGGUGGCGUUGCCCUGGGAUCCAAGUCGCGCAGCCGCAAGAACCGUCGCGAUUACCCUUCAUCGUGGGGAUUUGACAAGGGUCAGAUGACCAUGAAGAAGCGUGUCGUGGCUGUCUUUGAUGGCCCUCGACGCCUUGCCAAGGAUGACAUGAUGCUCUCCACUGAUCACGAGGUCCGCAUCCCACUGUCUGAUGGCAAGGCCUAUGUCACCGACCUCGAUAUUCAGACUCUGAACCGAGCCGCUGGCUUCCACGGAGCUACUGAUGAAGAGAAGGGUCCCUGGAUCUCAGAUGACCCUACCCCUGCGCAGCUCAAGGAGAUGCAGCAGAUGCUUGCAAACAACACCAACACUUCUCUGUAA
Molecule: messenger RNA, 1383 nt
Organism: Fusarium poae
Lineage: Eukaryota; Fungi; Ascomycota; Sordariomycetes; Hypocreales; Nectriaceae
Exons: 1
Coding region: 1-1383 (460 amino acids)
Biological process (GO): regulation of transcription by RNA polymerase II
Cellular component (GO): nucleus
Source: RefSeq, a predicted model, not a curated record